Messenger RNA from Musca domestica (house fly), 1811 nucleotides. RefSeq lists its product as uncharacterized. Bases 333 to 1661 code for a protein of 442 amino acids. Lineage: Eukaryota; Metazoa; Arthropoda; Insecta; Diptera; Muscidae. The record is from RefSeq and is a predicted model, not a curated record. The transcript has 6 exons.
UCGCAACGACCCGUUGUUAUAUUUUUCAACAACGGCUGUUGGUGAAUUGUGCACGAACGUGCUCAAAUUGACACCGAGACGUGGUCAACUUUCGGUACCAACAACAGCCGUGCUUAAUUUGUCCAUUUGUAAUAUUGGUAAUUGCAGCCGAUUACACACGAGUAAAAAAUGACAACGGUGGUGCAUGAUUCACACACGGUCGUUGUCAAUAUGACACCGGUCGUGUAUGAAUUAUGCACCACCACCUGCAUAAUGAUGCACCACCGUUGUUACUUUGUACACCGACGUGCAUGAAUCGUACACGAUCGUUGCCAUUUUAGCAACUACCGUGUAUGAAUCAUGCACCACCGUUGUCAUUUUUUUUACUCGUGUGCAAUCGGCUGCAUAUUUACCAUUUUUUCCGUGUUAUUGAAAGAGAAAGGACGCAUUGUGCAAAAAAUUUAUUGAAAAUGAAUAAUAAUUCGCAAGAUCCUCAAAAUAUCAUUGGUGAGUUGUUAGAAAUCGAUGGCAAUAUUGUUGUGGUUCGCGAUACAAACCAUUGCAGCAGUCAAGAUGCGGAAAACAAUGAGGACGAUUAUAUGUUAAGGGAGUUCUUAAAAGGAAUAAAUAUGGAGUCGCUUUUUGAACAAUUAAAAGCAUCACAUGUAACAUUUCGCAGCUUGCAGUACUUGAAAAAAGAAGAUUUAAAGGAAGCAGUGCCACCAUUGGGACUGCGUGUUGAAUUCAGAGAAAAGCUCUUUGCUUGGAAAAAACGAAAGCUCGGGAUUGAUGACGAAACUAUGUCAGUUCCAUCUAAAAUAGGUGAAUGGUGGAAACGCAACGAGACACCUGCAAGUACUCCUGGUACUCCCGACACUACAGGUUCGAACUGCUCAAAAGCCAAAGGAAUUUUGUCAGAGGAUCUAACGGAAUUGUUAACACAUACCUCGAAGGGGAAACUAGCGCUUGAAUGUAGUAGCGUUAAUAAGAAAUUAAGUGACGAGCAAAGAGAUGAUAUAAUUAAUAUAAUUAUUGAAGAUAUUUUAACCAACAAUGUUACUCUUUACACUCAAGACUAUAUGCGCAUAUUGGAUGAAAUUUGUUCCGUUUUUCCUCUUGAAAACGAAAUGAGGGAUUAUUAUUACAUUUCAAGAAAAGGAAAGAACAACGCAAGCGGAAAACUUUAUGCCAAGUAUAGAAACAAGAAGUCCAAAAGAAUAAAGCUUUUGAUUUCCGAGCCUAGCACAAGCAAAGCAGCAACUCACACAUCUCCUAAUUUUUGUAACAAAGAUGUUCCCGAAAUUGAUGAAUCAGUUGAAAAUUCAUUGAAAGCUUCCUUACUAAGAGAAUGUAAUGAUUGGGGAUCGAUCUGCGAAAAAUGGAAAAGAUCUUUUAACAUACGGCAAAGAGAUAUAAAAAAUUUAAGUAGCCAUACAUUUCUCCUUGAAUGGACGAAGUUGUCCGAUGCAAGAGCUUCAGAAUUGGUAAGUAGCCAUGAGCUAUUUAUUUGUAUAUGGAUACUAAUGUUUCGUUUUAGGUCAACAUUGAUUUCGAUAUUAUGUAUCCACAGAAAGGCAAUCUUCUACUUUCUAAAUGGGACCAAUUUAAGAAAAAAAUUUACAAUUAUUAUGGGAAAAAUAUUCAUAACGAAUAUUGCAAACAACUCUUCGCAAAUGUUUUGACGGCAAGCAGCAUAGAUGCUCAAGAUUAUAUAUACGCAAUACUGUUGAAUUCAGUUUUACCAUCACCUGCUAGGUUUAAAUGUGGAAACGGUAAAUUACGAAAAAAAGUAACAAUAGCUGAUUCGCAGGAAAGUUUCGUACUGCGACUAC